Linum tenue is the source of this 441-nucleotide messenger RNA. The record is from the annotation of a GenBank genome assembly. Lineage: Eukaryota; Viridiplantae; Streptophyta; Magnoliopsida; Malpighiales; Linaceae.
AUGUGGUCUUCCUCCAUCUCCAUUCUGCCAUCCACACCCUUGGUUUCUCCGACAACACUUAUUAAACUCACCGUCCCCACUAAACCGGCUGGUUUCCCCGCCACAGCCUUCGCCGCCCCUCGCCGCCGUUCAUCGUACGCAGUUCCAGCCAAGGCACAAGAAACAGAGGAUACUACUGCAGGGGACGAGAAACAGGGGACACCGAACCAAUUGAGAGGGCUGGAUGUGCUGUUGGCUAUGCAGAAGGUGGCUGCCGUGAAGAGCAAAGUCAAGAAUCGGAAGAGAAGUGGUCAAUUGCGGGAAUCCCCUCCUCCCUCCGGCGACGAAGAGGCGUCGACGGAUUACAGCAAUGUUCGGCCGGUGCGCGUGAAGAAAGAGUGGAGCGCAAAAUUGGAUGAUUUGGAAAAGCGCCUUCGCCGGCUUUCUUCCGAGGAGACCUAA